Molecule: messenger RNA, 2340 nt
Organism: Auanema sp. JU1783
Lineage: Eukaryota; Metazoa; Nematoda; Chromadorea; Rhabditida; Rhabditidae
Source: the annotation of a GenBank genome assembly
AUGGAAUUGCCUACAUUAGUCGUCACAAAUGGCGUUCUUUUGCCAGAGGGCAGGAUGAAAAUUCCCAUUAGGAGUAAAACUAACUUAGCAAUGCUCGACAGGUUUAUAGUGAAUAAGACUGGAACAGGAAAAUCUUUAAUUGUUGUCGUGUAUCGCAUUGAGAAGGAGAAAAAAGUAUUCGAGACGGGUACAAUAGCUUUGGUUGAGCAAGUUGUCUGUUGGAGAUAUUCAAAUCAUGUACAGUAUACAUUGCACUUAUUAGGAGUUUCACGAACAAAGAUUGAGCAAUUCUCACUACCCAUAUCAAAGAUCAGCCAGCUACAUCCAAUUGAAAACAAGGUGGAUGAAAAGGAACGAAAGCUCUUGAUCCAACUAGCCGAGUCACACAAGGAAAAUUUAGAAGUAGAUGACAUGGAUAUAUCUUUUACUUUGAAAAAGUUGUUGAAUGAAGAGCAGUUAGGGAGUAUUUCCGAUUUCUGUGUUGCUACUCUUCCCGAUAUACAAUUUUCUUCGCUGUUAGAAUAUUUAUCCACAUUGGAUGUUGCUAAACGGGUGAAUAUGGCAAUUGACUGGCUACAAGAGCAACAGAAGAGUUCUAAGGAUAUGGCCUUCAUCCGAGAUAAAGUCAACUUAGACACAUUAGUAGCGAAAGGUGGAGCGAGGAAAACUCACUCCUCAUCCCAACUCAAGAAUCCGAUAGAAGUCUUGGAGGCAAAACUGAAAAGCGCUGGAAUACCUUCAAACGCUAAAGAAAGGGUCAUGCUAGAAUUUGAAAGAUUGAAAGGCACAUCAACUCAGAGUAGUGAGUACCACGUAUUAACAACUUAUUUGGAGUUCAUAAGCCAACUCCCGUGGAAUAAGAAGAGCAAAGAUUCGGGAGAUAUGAGGAAAGCCCGGAAGUUGCUAGACGAAUCUCAUGACGGAAUGCCCAAAGUGAAAGAAAGAGUUAUGGAGUAUUUGGCUGUUCGAAAAAUCAACGAUGAAGUUUCUGGUCCAAUUCUAUGUUUCUCUGGUCCACCUGGUAUCGGAAAGACAAGUAUAGCUAAGGCGAUUGCCAACUCUUUGGGUAGAAAAUUCGAAAGGAUAUCCUUGGGAGGAAUACGAGAUGAAAGUGAUAUCAGAGGACAUAGAAGGACCUAUGUAGGUGCUAUGGCUGGACGGAUCAUACAAGCUUUGAGUCAUGCUGGUACACGAAAUCCUGUCAUUCUACUCGACGAAAUUGAUAAACUUUACGCGGGAGUUAAUGGAUCCCCUUCAGCGGCACUACUAGAAGUUCUUGAUCCAGAGCAGAACGGAACUUUCAAUGACCAUUAUCUGAAUCUACCAUUCAACCUAUCCGAUGUUAUGUUCAUCGCAACAUCCAAUGAUUCUUCUAAAAUAGAAGGGCCGUUGGCUGAUCGCCUAGAAAUAAUUGAAAUGUCUGGGUAUUCAACAGCCGAAAAAGUUCGAAUCGGAGAAAACCAUAUUGUUCCACGUCAAACAUUAAUUCAUGGAAUUUGUCCUGAUCAUUUGGUUAUAACUCGAGAAGCUCUCACUAAAAUUAUCGAAGAUUAUACGAGGGAAUCUGGUGUUCGUGCUCUGGAGCGUAAUAUUGCUGCCGUCUGUCGUCGUUCGGCUUUAUUGUUGGCAGAAGCCCUGAAUACAGAUUCAGAAACUGACUGUUUAACAGAUUUGGAUUUACCUAUCAUUGUGGACAGUGCGAAGUGUAGAGAAAUCUUAGGGAAAGAGAAGCUCUCGAAAUAUGAGUUCUAUCAACAAGUCAUGAGCCGAUUCGAGCUUGGUACCUGCUUCGGAAUGGCUUAUACAACGUUUGGUGGAGAGGUUUUGCUCAUAGAAGCUAAGAAUUACUGCGGCAAAGGGGAAAUUUUAAUGACAGGCAAACUAGGUUCAGUAAUUCAAGAAAGUGUAAAAGUAGCUCGAAGCUGGAUAAGAGCUAAUGCUGCAAAAUAUGAUAUUUCUAAUUUGUAUGAAGAUGAUAUUCAUAUUCAUUUCCCCGCUGGAGCAGUUGAAAAGGAUGGCCCGUCUGCUGGGUGUGCCAUUGUGUCUGCAUUGUUCUCUUUGGCUUCAAACAGAAAAGUUCGAUGUGACACAGCUAUCACUGGAGAAAUCAGUUUGUCCGGUCACGUUUUGCCCAUAGGAGGAGUGAAAGAAAAAGUGCUCGGAGCUCAUAGAGCUGGAAUAAGGCGAGUUGUUUUGCCUGAAGAGAACAGAAGUGAUACAGAUGAUAUUAAUGAAGCUGUCAAGGAUGAAAUGGAGUUUGUCUUUGUAUCACGAAUCGCGGAAGUAAUCGAACAGAUGAUUGAACCAAACGAAUUUGUACAGAUAUUGUCAAAAUUGUAA